AUGAGCACGGACAAGCAGAACAAGCAGGUGCCGGAGUGCCCCGGAUCUCUGUCCCCAUCCAAAGACCACCAGAAACCCCCGAGGAUGCCCAAGUGCUCCCGCUGUAGGAACCACGGCUACGUGUCUCCUCUGAAGGGCCACAAGCGCUUCUGCAACUGGAGGGACUGCCAGUGUCCCAAAUGUAAACUGAUAGCUGAGAGGCAGAGAGUCAUGGCGGCCCAGGUCGCCCUGAGGCGGCAGCAGGCUCAGGAAGAGGAGCUUGGGAUUUGUAGUCCGAUGGCUCUGUCCGGUCCCGAGGUGAUGGUGAAGAAUGAAGCUGCAGCAGAUUGCUUGUUCUCUGAGGAGGGAGGAGCUCCUUCACCGACUCCUUCUUUUGCUGUCACAGGCAGCCGGUCAGCUUUGUCUCCCAGCCCGUCAGCUGGUGCCCGGGCUCACAGCGAGGGAUCGUCAGACCUGCUGCUGGAGACUUCCUAUUACAACUUCUACCAGCCGUCACGCUACCCAGCCUACUACGGCAACCUGUACAACUACCAGCAAUACCAGCAGAUGCCUCAUGUUGAUGGCCGCCUGUCCAGCCACAACAUGUCCUCUCAGUACCGCAUGCAUUCCUACUACCCAGCAGCCACCUACCUGACUCAAGGCCUGGGCUCCAGCACCUGCGCGCCGCCCCUCUUCAGCCUGGACGACAACAACAACAACAACAUCAACUGCUCUGAGACCAUGGCAGCCUCAGCCUUCUCACCCAGCAGCACCACCACAGGUCACGACUCCUCCAUGACCUGCAGGUCCCUCAUGGUUAACUCGAAUGUCAACGAGUGUGACGCCGGCGGCGAGACGCCAAACUUCUCCGUGGGCUCCAUCAUCGAUGGUGACGCCACCAAAUAAGCAAAGCUAAGGACGAUAUCAUGCGUAAACUUGGAUGUUCUUGCGAAAGCAUUUCAUGGUUCAGUGUUGCUGAAAGGUUUCUCUGUUUCUGUCCCGGAGGCACGAUAUCGUCUAUGGUUGUCCAGGUUGUUUUCCUAUUUUUAGUUCAUUUUUAGCUGUUAAA
Anarrhichthys ocellatus (wolf-eel) is the source of this 1048-nucleotide messenger RNA. It is a transcript of the gene dmrt1, whose product is annotated as doublesex and mab-3 related transcription factor 1. Gene Ontology annotation, cellular component: nucleus. Gene Ontology annotation, molecular function: RNA polymerase II cis-regulatory region sequence-specific DNA binding; DNA-binding transcription factor activity, RNA polymerase II-specific. NCBI's taxonomy places the organism in Eukaryota, Metazoa, Chordata, Actinopteri, Perciformes, Anarhichadidae. The transcript has 6 exons. Bases 1 to 885 code for a protein of 294 amino acids. The record is from RefSeq and is a predicted model, not a curated record. Gene Ontology annotation, biological process: regulation of transcription by RNA polymerase II; sex differentiation.